Molecule: messenger RNA, 1086 nt
Organism: Ostreococcus tauri
Lineage: Eukaryota; Viridiplantae; Chlorophyta; Mamiellophyceae; Mamiellales; Bathycoccaceae
Product: Coproporphyrinogen III oxidase, aerobic
Exons: 1
Coding region: 1-1086 (361 amino acids)
Cellular component (GO): cytoplasm
Molecular function (GO): coproporphyrinogen oxidase activity
Source: RefSeq, a predicted model, not a curated record
AUGUCCCGCGCGUUCGCGACCUCGCGCGCGACGACGACGUCGAGACGACGUGAGUAUCGAAACAUCCCCCCUCGUUCAUCGCGCGCGAGCGCGUCGAGCGCGCGAGGCGUCGAAUUGGACUCGUUCGAGCACUUUUUGUUGGAUAAGCAGCGAGAGCUCUGCGACGCCCUCGAGCGCGUCGAUGGGUCCGGAGCGCGGUUUUGUGAGGACGCGUGGAGUCGUGGAAACACCUCCGAUGGGUACGGGAUCACGCGCGUCCUCGAGGGUGGAGACGUGUUCGAGAAGGCGGCGGCGAAUGUGAGCGUGAUUCGCGGGACGCUGACGCGGGAGCGCGCGCUUGCGAUGUCGAGUCGAGGACGGGCGGAGAUCGACGCGAACGGUGGACAAUCGUACGAGGCGUGCGCGUUGUCUCUGGUGUUUCAUCCGCGCUCGCCCAUGGUGCCCACAUUUCGAGCGGACGUUCGCAGGUUUCGAGUGGGCGGAAAGGCGUGGUACGGCGGCGGCGCCGACCUGACGCCGUAUUAUCUCUUCGACGACGAUGCGAGGGAGUUUCACGAGAAGUACGAACGCGUGUGCGAUGCGCACGACGGUGGAGCGGCAAAGGGCGGGGUGUACGACGCGUGUAAGGAUUGGUGUGACGAGUACUUUUACAUUCCGGCGAGACGAGAGCAUCGAGGCGUCGGCGGCGUCUUCUUCGACGAUUUGGAGGACGGAUCCGACGGUGCCGCGCGCGUUCGCGGCGUCACCGACGCCGAGGCGUUCACACGUGCGAUCGCGGAUGAGUGGCUGGAGUCGUACCUCCCGAUUGUCGAUAGAAGACGAAACGAACCGUACGGCGCCGCCCAGGAGCGAUGGCACCACCAGCGCCGCGGCCGAUACAUCGAGUUCAACCUCCUGUACGACCGCGGCGUGAGAUUCGGUCUGGACGGAGGGCGCAUCGAAGCCAUCAUGGUGAGCGCGCCUCCUCGCGUUCGAUGGGACUACGACGUGAAGACGGAAGUUGGCACGGAGGAGGCUCGACUCGUCGAGACGCUCCGCGCGCCUCGCGCGUGGACGGCGAGAACGUCCGCCUCCGCGGCCGCCUAG